Messenger RNA from Diaporthe citri, 1029 nucleotides. RefSeq lists its product as uncharacterized. Lineage: Eukaryota; Fungi; Ascomycota; Sordariomycetes; Diaporthales; Diaporthaceae. Gene Ontology annotation, cellular component: nucleus. The transcript has a single exon. Gene Ontology annotation, molecular function: protein binding. The record is from RefSeq and is a predicted model, not a curated record. Bases 1 to 1029 code for a protein of 342 amino acids.
AUGGCCACCCUUUCACAGGCACCACAGUCCCACCUCUUCAGCAUCCAGGAGACCCCAGGCGCUGGUAGAGGCGUCUUCGCAGAACAGGACAUUGUCAAGGGGACGGUGGUCUACGUCGCUGACGAUCUUUCGGCGCACGUUCUCUUCAGGGAGUACCGAAACGAGGUGUGCUGGCAGUGCUUUUGGUACGACCGUGGCAGGAAACUGCCAAUCCGUGAUGCCGAUCACGGUGUGGCAUUCUGUUCGGAACGCUGUCAGACGGGGUGGAAUGGACGGCACGAUCUGGACUGCCUGCAGGCAUGGCGCCAGCUCGAGGCACAGGUCAAGAGGUCGGGGUCAAAUACGGACGAGUUCGAGGGCGCGGUAAGACCUUCCCCGUCAGAGAUCGAAAGCAAAUGGAAGGGGGCCGAGCAGUCCGUGAGACUGCUCCGUGGCGCACCACAGCAGCGCCGAUCGAAGAAAGAGCUCGCCAGGCUGGUGGCAGCAUCGGUAGAUGCAGGUCGGUUCUCAGCAGACGUCGUCUCGUUCCAGUUCAACGCCGUCAUGGCCCAGCACAUCGACCCGGAGCAGUGGCCGGCCAUCCUGGCGCUCGAGGAAGACGCCCGCCCGUACAGCUCGACCACGGACCUAGAGAGACACAUUGCGUCGUACUACUUCCUGGCGCUCGUACUCCCAGAGAAGCUCGCCCAGCUCGCGAGCGCAGAGAUGUUGGGCACAGUCAAGGGCCGCGAGGUGCGCAACAGCUUUGGCAUCCGGUCGCUGGACGACGAGGGGAGCGAGUUCUUUGGAUGGGGCGUGUGGCCUUCCGCGUCCUACUUCAACCACAACUGUGACCCGAACACGGACAAGGAGAGGGUUGGGAGGACGUGGGUGUUCCGGGCCAAGAGGGACAUUGCGGCUGGCGAGGAGAUCUGCAUCUCGUACCUGGGCAAUGACAUGGGCAUCCUCCGCGAGGAACGCAGUGCGCUGUUGAACAAGACGUGGGGGUUUGACUGUAUCUGUCGACGAUGCAGAGGCGACGACAGGUAG